AUGGACCACGUGACCACCUCAAUGAAUCCUGACGAUAUCAUGCCUUACGCCGAGUCCGAACUCUGGCCCUCCGAUGUAAAAGUCUGGUACAUGCUCUCUUGGGUUUUGAUCUGCGGACUGAUCGGCCUCAUAGCUUUUCCACUGUCAAUGCUCGCUAUUGGAUUCAGUGUUGAUGGAGUCGUUGCACUUUCAUGCGCUGCUUGCACACAGAGUUGCAUUUAUGGUGGUGCUACAAGUGGCUGCUUCAGCAUCAUGCAAGCUUUGGGCACGCAGCCUCUUGUGAUGGUGAUCAUUGGAUUCAUAUUUGGCUCGGUAUCUGGCGGACUGAUUGCAAACAAAAUAUACGUCGACCAUUUCGAUGCUCUUGGCAAUUCUACAAUUACGACCACUUCGAUGGCGCCUUUUUAG
Oikopleura dioica is the source of this 408-nucleotide messenger RNA. The record is from the annotation of a GenBank genome assembly. Lineage: Eukaryota; Metazoa; Chordata; Appendicularia; Copelata; Oikopleuridae.